This is a messenger RNA of Dermacentor silvarum, 1455 nucleotides long. Its product is annotated as vesicular integral-membrane protein VIP36-like. Gene Ontology annotation, cellular component: COPII-coated ER to Golgi transport vesicle; Golgi membrane; endoplasmic reticulum-Golgi intermediate compartment. Lineage: Eukaryota; Metazoa; Arthropoda; Arachnida; Ixodida; Ixodidae. Gene Ontology annotation, biological process: endoplasmic reticulum organization; endoplasmic reticulum to Golgi vesicle-mediated transport; Golgi organization. The record is from RefSeq and is a predicted model, not a curated record. Bases 61 to 1068 code for a protein of 335 amino acids. Gene Ontology annotation, molecular function: D-mannose binding. The transcript is spliced from 9 exons.
CUGCUGUGGUCAGUGCCUGGUCGGGCAGUGCCAAGUCGAGUCAGAGCCUCAGCGUUCAUCAUGGCACCUUUGGAGAUAAUGUGGCGGUUACUGUGCUUAUUCCUUUUUGGAAUAUUAUUUCAAAUGAAAACAAAUUUGUUUGCCGCAGCGGAAUGGAACACGAAAGACUACAUGAAGAAAGAGCAUUCACUGGUAAAACCAUACCAAGGGGCAGGUAUGACUAUUCCAAAUUGGGAUUUUUUAGGUCACACAAUGGUGACCAGUUCAUAUAUUCGACUAACACCCGAUCAGCAAAGUGCAAAGGGUGCAAUAUGGAACAAUGUGCCUUGCAAGUCCAAAAACUGGGAAAUGCAUGUGCACUUCAAAGUCCAUGGCACUGGAAAGGAGCUGUAUGGUGAUGGUUUUGCCGUGUGGUAUGCAAGAGAAGCUUUGGAAUUGGGACCAGUAUUUGGCAGCAAAGAUCAGUUUUCCGGUCUGGGAAUAUUUUUUGACACCUAUGCCAACCAAAAUGGCCCACAUAAUCAUGGUCACCCCUACAUUUCUGCAAUGGUCAACAAUGGAUCAUUGUCGUAUGACCAUGACCGGGAUGGCACCCACACUGAACUGGCUGGGUGUGAGGCCAAAUUUAGAAAUGUUGAUCAUGAUACUCAUGUUGUCAUCCGCUAUGAAAAUGACAUUCUGACAGUGGCAACCGACAUAGAAGGAAAAAAUGCUUGGAAGGAAUGCUUCACUGUGAAGGGUGUUCAGCUGCCAACACAUUAUUAUUUUGGGGCAUCUGCAGUCACUGGAGAUCUUUCAGAUAACCAUGAUAUUAUUUCCAUGAAGCUGUACGAGAUUGAUGUUUCGAGUGAGAAACAGGGUGAAGUUGAAGACAGGUCAAAGAUUGUGCCUGCUGCAUCAUUUUUUGCACCACCAAGAGACCAUGUGGAUGACCCGCCACCUGCCCUGUCUGGAACCAAGCUCUUCCUCAUCGUGCUGUGUUCUAUCCUUGGGCUUGUCUUGUGUGUCAUAGCAGGCUUUGUGCUCUUCCAGAAGCAACAGGAAACUUCCAGAAAGAGGUUCUACUGAUCACAAGGUUGCUGCCAAUAUGAAAUUCAUUCGGGGGAAAGGGUCAUCAUUAGUCAGAGUAGAGGCCUCACCAUUCAUUCAUUUUUUCCAUAGUGGCAUCCAUUUUCUUAUUACUUUUACACAUUGUGAUGCCAACGUUGAGGAUGUCUUCAUUGCUAUCAUGAGUGGUUGCAAGACUAUGGGUGUGAAUGGGAAAAUGCGAUGUUACUGCUGCUUUCUAUAGAAGUGGCUGUGAUUUACAGAAUGCAUUGGCAUAUACCAAGCCAGGUUUCAUUCAUCACAUGGGACUGCUGCGUCUUGCUACGCUCAAGAACAUACGGGCAUUGUUAUGGGCAUGAUCAAGUGUUUUUCACGAAGAUGUGAUGUGAAUAAAAUCUGGAACUUUUA